CGAAGAACAGCCUCCUGGAGUCACAAACGCCCAGAUCUUCGCUUCCUGGUCUCUGUUUUUCAGUCUUUGGAAACAUCGCACCAUGAGCGGCCCGCCGUUCAUGCCUCCCCCUCCUCCCCCUCCCGUCGCAACAGGCCCUCUCUCUCCAUCCCAACCGUCCGACGCACCACCCAAACCCACCACUGGAGGUGGCUUUCCAUCCGGAGGGCGUCUGUCGAUCACCAAUCCCGUCAUGAUGCCGCCGCCGCCGGUGUUUGGCGGUCUGGGACCGUCGAUGGGCGGGAGCAGGGGCUCGGUCAACCUCUCUACCAGCAAGGGCCCGCCUGGGAGCCUCAGGCCGGGGCUGCCUGGUCCAGAGCAGACGUCGCAGGCGUUCGUCAUUCCGGGUAUACAGGAGAGGGACUAUGCCGAUGAGGAGAUCAAACAGGCCUUCGACACAUUCGACCUCGAUAACAACAGGUGGGCGAGAGGGGAGGGACAGAGCGUGACUGAAUGAAUGAAUGGAUGGGUGCGUUUGUGGGUGGGGCGUGUGCGAGGGAUGUCGGUCGUUUCGUCAUUCAGGUUUGUGGGUGCCGCUGAGAUUCGUCACAUAUUGGAUCUGAUAGGGGAGAAGGCGAGCGACGAGGAGAUAGACGAAAUGAUACGCAUGAUAGACAUCGACGGCGAUGGACAGGUGAGGAAGGGCAAAAUCAAACACCACACAACCACACAUACCAGCGACUUACCCAUCAGCCGCCUAGAGUGUGCAUGAAUUUGUUCCACUUCCUCACUCACAGGUGACGUAUGACGAGUUUUACAAGUUGGUCAAGUCCCCCCCGGUCCUGUGGGCGGCCGACCCGAAUGCUGUCGGGGCGGCGGGCGUGCCCGUCCCCCCAUCCCCUCUGCGAAUGCCGGGAGACCUCGGAUCAUCAGGUAGGUUCUGGUGUGCCCUUGUGCGCAUUCUCGCCCUUCUGCUCUGUGUGUGUGUGGGACGGAUGGAUGGCUGCACUGAUUGAUGGACAGGUCGCGUCCCCCCACCCCCACAGGCGCCUCCCCCGUUGCCGGGCACCCUCCCACCACCUGCAGCAGCAGCAGCACCGGUGCGCAUGAAAGGGUUCCUGCACGACGUGUCACAUCAUGUUCGUGUGUCGCUUCUAUCCAUGCACCGUGUACGGGUCAGAUGAGUGUCCUUGGCGCAAGUGUGGGCAGCUCUGGCCAGCAGCAGCAGCCCAACACCUUCGCCAGCCUCUUCAAGUCGUCCAAGAGCGAGAAAGACACCACCGCAAGUACCCCACACACGCACACACACACGCCCUGAGACAGAGCAGAACAAUGAGCAAUACGUUCUGCAGAGAGGAAGGAAGACGACGCAGCCAUUGGCGGUGGUGGUGGCGGCGGCGGCCUGAAGAAGAUCGACCGCGAGGCCAUCAUGCAGGAGUUCAGCAAGCAGAAGGCGCUCAAGCCGGCCUACAUCAAGAAGGUGUACAAGAAGUUCCAGGAAAUGGACGACGACAAGAGCGGACUCAUAGACUAUGACGAAUUCUGCAAAGUCAGCAGGCCAUUCGCCCCCUCCCCCCUCCACCCACCCACCAUCAAUGCGUGUGUGUAGGUGUUGGACACCGAGCCAUCGCCGUUGAUGCGUCGGGUGUUUGACAUGUUCGAUGCGGAUGGGUCGGGCAGCCUCGAGCUGAAGGAGUUCAUCGUCGGCCUUUCAUCCUUCACCAGUAUGUGAAGGACACGCCACACCACGUUACACCACACCACACCACACCAAACCACACCACACCACACCACACCACACACAUCACCACACAGGACUGCAUGGGUGUGUUGUUUUGUUUUGUGUAUGUCAGGUGCGUCCAAGACGGACAAGCUCAAGUUCGCCUUCAUGAUGUUCGACGAGGACUGCAGCGGCUUCAUCGACCGAAAGGAGCUCAUCAAGAUACUCAGGGCCAACUUCGUCGCAUCCAACGCACAGUCGGACGCCGAAAUCGAGAAGAAGUAACUCACAAGAAAACACAACGCGACGCACAUUUCAUGUCUCUCUCUGGAUGGCGUGUGUGGUGUGUUGCGCACACAGGGCCGAUCAGAUAUUCGAGUCGCUGGGCCUGCCGGCACAGACGGGGAAGAUAUCGAUGGAGCAUUUCCUGCAGCUGAGCAAGAAGUCCGCAGGGCUGCUGUUUCCCGCCAUCCAGCUGGCCACCAAGAUAGACGCCACGCUGGGCCGCUAAUGGAUGGGAUGUCGCGGAUGGAUGGAUGGAUGGAUGGGAGCUGAUACGACAUAGACAUCCAUGGUCCACGCAGGAACGUAGCGGUCUGGUGACGGGCACGAG
Messenger RNA from Vitrella brassicaformis, 2312 nucleotides. Lineage: Eukaryota; Vitrellaceae. The record is from the annotation of a GenBank genome assembly.